Molecule: messenger RNA, 1908 nt
Organism: Oryza brachyantha (malo sina)
Lineage: Eukaryota; Viridiplantae; Streptophyta; Magnoliopsida; Poales; Poaceae
Product: transcription factor TGAL11-like
Exons: 13
Coding region: 101-1573 (490 amino acids)
Biological process (GO): DNA-templated transcription; regulation of DNA-templated transcription
Molecular function (GO): DNA-binding transcription factor activity; sequence-specific DNA binding
Source: RefSeq, a predicted model, not a curated record
UAGCCGAGCUACUCCGGUCUCUUUUUCUGCUAUAGUAGUAUCUCUUGCUUGUCACAGGAGACAACAAUCUUGGGAACAAGCUGUGGUGGUGGCGCGUAGGAUGGGAGAGUCUAGGAGCAGUGCAGGGCAGAAUCCUCAUCGUGUUCUUGGCUAUGGCUUCCAUGGCAGCUUUGCCAACUCCAUGCCUUCUGCAAACCUCUUGCAAGGCGAGCAAGGAGGAGGUGCUGCUACCUAUUUUGGAGAACUAGAGGAGGCUCUGGCUCAUCAGGUUGCCACACUCAGGAGAGCUCAACAAACUGCAAGCACCACCACCACCUCCACUGCUCACCAUGGACACACCACGCCCUUCUCCACUGCUGCCACUGCCGCUGCUACAGCAACAGCUAGGCCUCCUCCUACACUGGACAUCUUCCCAUCCUGGCCUAUGGGCUCUCUUCUUACACCAAAGGAGGGCUGUUCAAAUGUGACGGCGGACACAACGGACUCUGCGAGCAGCAGCAAGAACAACAGCGAUCAGAAGACCUCAUCAGAUAAGCACGGUGCAGUAGCAGGCAUGGCAAGCCAGCUUGAUCAAAUUCCACAGCAGCAGAAGAAGAAGAUGGCAGCAAAUUCUACUCACAGUGACAGGAUGACAAAGGCACUUGAUCCAAAGAUAAUGAGAAGAUUAGCCCAGAACCGAGAGGCAGCACGCAAGAGCCGGCUGAGAAAGAAGGCUUACAUUCAGCAGCUUGAGAGCAGCAAGUUGAAGCUGGCUCAGAUGGAGCAGGAUCUUGAGAGAGCUCGUUCCCAGGGCCUCGUGCUGGGAGGAUCACCAGGUGGAAAUGUCAGCUCAGGAGCAGCAGUGUUCGACGGCGAGUACGGGCGGUGGCUGGACGACGGCAGCCGGCGGAUGGCGGAGCUGCACGGUGGGCUGCACGCCCACCUGCCGGACGGCGACCUGAGGGCCAUCGUCGACGACGCCUUGGCGCACUACGACGAGCUCUUCCGCCUCCGGGCAGCCGCCGCCAAGGCCGACGUAUUCCACCUCAUCACCGGCACGUGGGCCACCCCCGCCGAGCGCUGCUUCCUCUGGAUCGGCGGCUUCCGGCCUUCCGAUCUGCUCAAGACAGUGGCACCCCAGCUUGAUCCCCUGACUGAGCAGCAAGUGGUUGGCAUCUACAGCCUUCAGCAGUCAUCACAGCAGGCAGAGGAAGCUCUCUCACAGGGACUGGAGCAGCUGCAUCAGUCACUAGCUGAGACCGUCGCCAAUGGCGGCUCCGUGAUCGACGAAGCCAGCCUUGGGAGCUUCAUGGGAUACAUGGCCCUUGCCCUAGGCAAGCUGUCCAACCUUGAAGGCUUUGUCAUACAGGCUGACAACUUGAGGCAACAGACUCUUCAUCAGAUGCACAGAAUUCUGACAAUUAGGCAGGCAGCUCGAUGUUUCUUGGCAAUUGGCGAGUACCAUAACCGCCUCCGUGCCCUGAGCUCCCUCUGGGCUUCUCGUCCCCAAGAGAUAUUGGUGGCAGAUGAAAGCAACUGUGGAGAGAUAAGCAUAGCAGCACAACCAUCUGAAAGCCAAUUUUCAGCUUUCUGAUUUACAUGGACUUUGGGAACUAACCUUCAAGUAGGAGCAGAAGCAAGCAAAAUUGGGAACAAGUUUUGGAUGUAAUCUGACUGAAAUAUGGGAAACACUGAUAUAAGCUGGGAACAAAGCAAGCUCCAGAACUAGGAAGGUUUCUCAGAACUCAGAUUGCAUAGUACUCACAUGACAAUUUGCCUGCGAUGUCAAAUGGCUUAAUGUCCUGUCCAGUGAAAACAGGAAAGCGGUCAGCUAGAACUUGUUCAAAUAUUACUUAUUUAUGUGAUCUCAUGGUAAGGGAUUUUUUUUUUCUGUGAAGCCUUCAUUUUGAAAAGGGUGCAUUCUAAUGA